Messenger RNA from Pseudozyma hubeiensis SY62, 300 nucleotides. RefSeq lists its product as hypothetical. The transcript has a single exon. The record is from RefSeq and is a predicted model, not a curated record. Lineage: Eukaryota; Fungi; Basidiomycota; Ustilaginomycetes; Ustilaginales; Ustilaginaceae. Bases 1 to 300 code for a protein of 99 amino acids.
AUGCGCUGCGACGCGUAUGAAAACGGGGAGAUUGCGCCCGAGUCUUGGCAAACCAAUGGAAAGAGAUCUAGAACGGAUUUUCAUAUUCAACACUGCAGGCACACACAGUUCGACGAAUCUGUUUAUCCGGCGAGCGCAUCGGUGUGCCCUCGUUUUUGUGGUUCAGGAUGCUUGUUCCUGCGCAACACGGUGCAUUCUGUGCAGCGCACUGGCGCGUACCAUGUUGUUGACCAUGCACUUCACCGAACACUCAGCAAGUCGAUGCAGGUCGAGAUGCGUUGUCCACUGAUCGAUCUUUGA